Antechinus flavipes (yellow-footed antechinus) is the source of this 936-nucleotide messenger RNA. Its product is annotated as olfactory receptor 5B12-like. The record is from RefSeq and is a predicted model, not a curated record. Lineage: Eukaryota; Metazoa; Chordata; Mammalia; Dasyuromorphia; Dasyuridae. Gene Ontology annotation, cellular component: membrane. Gene Ontology annotation, molecular function: G protein-coupled receptor activity; olfactory receptor activity; odorant binding. The coding region runs from base 1 to 936 and encodes 311 amino acids. The transcript has a single exon. Gene Ontology annotation, biological process: sensory perception of smell; G protein-coupled receptor signaling pathway.
AUGAUAUCUAUAGAGAACAGAUCUGAAGUGAAUGAGUUCAUCCUCAAAGGAAUAACAGAUGAUCCAGAGCUUCAGGUUCCUCUCUUCAUCAUGUUCACCCUCAUCUACCUCAUCACCCUGGUAGGGAACCUAGGAAUAGUAUCUUUGAUCUCCUGGGAUUCCCAUCUCCACACGCCCAUGUACUUUUUUCUCAGUAAUCUCUCUUUAGUGGAUUUUGGCUUUUCUUCAACUAUAACUCCCAAGGUGAUGUCUGGGCUCCUUCGAGGAGACAAGGUCAUUUCCUUUAAUGGAUGUGCUACACAGCUAUUCUUUUUUGCAUCUUUUGGUACUAUUGAAAGUUUCCUCUUAGCCUCCAUGGCCUAUGAUCGGCAUGCAGCUGUGUGUAAGCCCCUACAUUAUACCACUACCAUGACAUCAACUGUCUGUGUACAUCUAGUCAGUGGUGCUUAUUUCUGCAGCUUUCUAGCCAUCUCCAUAGUCACAGGAAACAUAUUUAGCCUUUCCUUUUGUAGAUCAAACAUACUCGAACACUUUUUCUGUGAUGUUACCCCUCUGCUACUUCUCUCUUGCUCUGAUAUUCACCUCACAGAGGUACUAGUCUUUAUAAUAGGGUUAUUCACUGUCUCUUCUCCACUCCUUAUCAUCUUUACUUCUUACUUACUAAUUUUCAUCACCAUCCUGAAGAUCCGUUCUACUGAAGGCCGUCAGAAAGCCUUCUCCACCUGUGCUUCCCAUCUCACAGCAGUGUCUAUAUUUUAUGGGACAAUUAUGUUCAUGUACUUACAACCUAGUUCCAACCAUUCAAUGGGCUCAGACAAAAUAGUGUCAGUAUUUUAUACAAUGGUCAUCCCUAUGUUGAACCCUCUAGUGUACAGUCUUAGGAACAAAGAUGUCAAAAACACUUUCAGGAAAGCUGUGAGGGGACAACAACAUUAA